This is a messenger RNA of Rosa rugosa (rugosa rose), 1873 nucleotides long. Its product is annotated as mannose-6-phosphate isomerase 2-like. Gene Ontology annotation, molecular function: zinc ion binding; mannose-6-phosphate isomerase activity. The coding region runs from base 481 to 1551 and encodes 356 amino acids. Gene Ontology annotation, cellular component: cytosol. The transcript is spliced from 4 exons. Gene Ontology annotation, biological process: carbohydrate metabolic process; GDP-mannose biosynthetic process. The record is from RefSeq and is a predicted model, not a curated record. NCBI's taxonomy places the organism in Eukaryota, Viridiplantae, Streptophyta, Magnoliopsida, Rosales, Rosaceae.
CAACAAACGAAUCCUCACAACAUGUAGAACAACUUUUAUACCUGCAACAACAACCAAUUCAAGAUAGAUUGCCCGGAAAACGACCCGAAAGAAAUCUGGCAAAAACCCCGAACUAGACAAGUUCGAUUCUCCCUCCCCUGGCCGAUUUGAGUCAAACCACAAGUGGGGAAAUGAUCAGUGUAGUGCCAGCUCCAAAACCCAAGGAUCAAUUCGGCCGGAAACCGCCAGAAAGGGAAGACCGGACCAGGUUAUCCGGCGCGGCACUGACAGUGAAUAUUCUUCUCUUCGAUUCUCUUAAUUCAAGGCCCUAUAGGCUAUAGCUCCAGAUACUUUCAUGGAUCCAAAGAGGAGGAGAAGGGGGUUCGUUUGCCACCGGCGGCGAGAUCAGUGGUGGCCAGGCUCUAUGCCCCCAAUUCUGGCUUUGAAAUCGACCCAGAAAAAGCCUUAUGCUGAGUUAUGGACCCUCAUUCUUGAUUCAUCAUGAUCUCAAUGGCCCUCAAAGACUGGGUUUCAGCCAACUCAAAUAAGCUUCUUGGUCAUACAAUCGUCCAAAAGUGGGGCUCAGACCUCCCUUUCUUGUUUAAGGUGCUUUCUGUGAGAAAGGCAUUGUCGAUACAGGCACAUCCGGAUAAGGACUUGGCCAAGGUUUUGCACAAGUUUAUGCCAAGUGCUUACAAGGACGAUAAUCACAAGCCUGAGAUGGCACUUGCUAUAACACAUUUUCAGGCUCUUUGUGGCUUUAUCACUCUUGAGGUACAUAUUGUGCUUGAUAAUGUCCCUGAGAUUGUACAAGUGGUUGGUAGUGAAGUAGCAAACCAAGUGUUUGACACCACAAAUGCAGAUGGGGAAGAUAAAGUCAAGUCUGUUAUGCGUUUGAUUUUUACCCAACUCAUGUCAGCAACCAAAGAGAUUGUAACUACAGCAACAACUAAACUGAAAAAUCGUUUACACAUGGAAAAUCAGGUGAGGCAGUUGACAGAAAAGGAGCAACUGGUUCUGGAAUUGGAAAGGCAAUAUCCAGAUGAUGUGGGUGUCAUGUCUGCUUUCUUUCUCAACUAUGUCAAGCUUAAUCCAGGAGAAGCACUAUACCUCGGAGCAAAUGAACCCCAUGCCUAUAUGUUCGGUGACUGCGUCGAGUGCAUGGCAACUUCUGACAAUGUAGUCAGGGCCGGCCUCACUCCCAAGCAUCGGGAUGUGAAAACCCUUUGUUCUAUGCUCACAUACAAGCAGGGCUGCCCUGAAAUCCUGAAAGGGGUUGCCUUAAAUUCUUAUGUGACAAGGUACCUCCCACCUUUUGACGAAUUUGAGGUUGAUCGAUGCCAUCUUUCCCAGGGAGAAUCUGUGGAAUUUCCUGCAGUCCAAGGUCCUUCCAUUUUCGUCGUCACUUUUGGGGAGGGAAUCAUAUAUACAAGCAAUCUUACAGGAGAUAUAAAUAUCACACAAGGAGAGGUUCUUUUCGUGCCUGCAGAUACUGAGAUUAGCAUAACAAGUGCAUCUGAGUUGCACAUAUAUAGAGCCGGAGUGAACAGCAUGUUCUUUCAAGUCCCAUAAAUUCAAUUCCAGAAUCCAGCGUGGCAGCGUCACAUUUUAGCAUUUUGGGAAGGCAAACAAGUUGUUGAUUUAGCAUCUUUGAUAGUAAUAUGGAAUACUAUUAGCACUGUCACGUACGUGUCUUGCAAUGUAUGUAGAAUAAGUACUAUACAAAUAAGAAUUGAUCGAUCUAAACUGUUGGCAAAGAAAAAGAUAUGUAAUGUUCUUCAGGAGAGCCAUACAUUCAAACUCAAAACAGAGAGUUCUCACAUUAAAUCUGCAGUAGCCAACUUAAUGCUUUACGACUCGAUUAUGAGCAAAAGGAAUAGCACAUAUUUUUCUG